CGGCCUGUGGCGGGUGCGAGAGAGUGCGGGGGGAGGGGUGGGGGGGGUCCUGAGGCGCCGCUGUCACUGUCGUCUUCCCGCCCAGGCCCGCGUAGCCAGGCCAGACCGGCCCAGCCCUGUCCGCCCGCGGCGCGGCGCGGCAGGACCAUGUCGGCCACGGACGAGCGGGCCAAGGAGAUCCUCCGGGGCUUCAAGCUAAACUGGAUGAACCUUCGGGAUGCAGAAACAGGGAAGAUCCUUUGGCAAGGAACAGAAGAUCUGUCUGUACCUGGAGUGGAGCAUGAAGCUCGAGUUCCUAAAAAAAUCCUGAAAUGCAAAGCAGUGUCUCGGGAGUUAAACUUCUCCUCAGCAGAACAAAUGGAAAAAUUCCGCCUGGAACAGAAAGUUUAUUUCAAAGGGCAGUGUCUAGAAGAAUGGUUCUUUGAAUUCGGUUUUGUGAUUCCUAACUCCACAAACACUUGGCAGUCCUUGAUAGAGGCAGCACCUGAAUCACAGAUGAUGCCAGCUAACGUUUUAACUGGUAAUGUUAUUAUAGAAACCAAAUUCUAUGAUGACGAUCUUCUCGUAAGCACUUCCAGAGUGAGACUUUUCUACGUUUGAGAUGGGGCUUUUUGGAGCUGUUUUAGUUUUCCUCCAUACAGUUCUUGGUGCAGAACCCCCCGACUAUCCAGUGGAAGACACUCCUGUAGGCGGUGACCCCUGGGGACCAGCUCAACGUGGGUUGUGACCUUUGCCCAUCAGUUACUUUGCUUUCUCCUCUGACAAGACCAGACCAAACCCUCAGAGACAGGACCAGCUGCUCAGCGAUGCACUGGGGAAAAGAGGCUGUCUCUGAACACGGGCAAACUGAUGGUCAUGGAGAACCAAUACUGUAAAUUACGUUAGUCUCAUCCUUUGUACUUCUCUGGAUCCUGGUAUAAUCUCCCAUUUCCACUCACACUAAACUCUCAACACGUUUCAUUUUUGGGGGAUUAAGUUAACCUUUUCAUUUUUCUCAUGUUGUAGGUUUUUAACCUUUUACUGGAUUCCUGUGUAAUUGGUCCACACAUCCUCUUACCUGAACUUGUAAAAUAGACUGUGGUAUCACCUAAUGUAAUUAAAACAACUUUCUCAAUUAAAACAUUCCUACCGUCCAAAGAAGGGAAGAAACGUUA
This is a messenger RNA of Neopsephotus bourkii (Bourke's parrot), 1154 nucleotides long. RefSeq names its product phosphodiesterase 6D (gene PDE6D). Lineage: Eukaryota; Metazoa; Chordata; Aves; Psittaciformes; Psittacidae. The record is from RefSeq and is a predicted model, not a curated record. Bases 148 to 600 code for a protein of 150 amino acids. Gene Ontology annotation, biological process: sensory perception of light stimulus. Gene Ontology annotation, cellular component: cytoplasm. The transcript has 5 exons.